AUGAAAAUUUUCAUAAUAUGUCUACUGCAUAUAUAUGCUACAUUUUCUGUCUCCCAAAUUACCUCAAGAGCUCCUUACAACACUCAAACUCCCAGCUAUUCUGGUUGCCCUGAUGGGUUUAUUGUACUUAAUGGGUACACAUGUAUCCAGGUGAGCACCACUAAGAAGCUUUUUAUGGAUGCACUCUCCGAUUGUCAAAGUUUUCCCGGUGGAAAUUUAGUCUCAAUUCAUAAUUCUAUUGACAACAAAGCACUAGCCUUUUCGGUAACCUCAUCGGAUCCCAAAUGGAUCGGCCUGAUCUGCACUGAGACUAGCAGCCCCUGCAACUGGACGGAUUAUAGUUCCGACACCUCCAGCUAUAGCAAUUUUGUCGCUGGAAACCCAAAUUUGGAUGUCGGAAAUUACGUGUACAUGCUGGUAUCAGGAAGUUCAGCUGGAAGAUGGGUAUCUGCAGAUCAAUACACACAGUUGAAGUAUAUUUGUGAAGUUCCAUUUCACGUGACUAGCACCUCUGGCACCCCCACCAGAGCACCUACACCUACGCCAAAUGGUUCAGUACCUUGUCCUGAGGGGUUUUGGAGCUACAAGGACAACACUUGUCUCAAGUUAUUCAAUACGCCGAUGCUCUACCAAGAUGCAAGUUAUGUGUGCGGAAAUUUUAGUAAAGGAAGCAACAUGGUUUCAGUUCUAGAAGCACAAGACGAUUUCACUCUCAAGCUCAUUUCCGGCCUUAACAACCUGACUCGGCCCAUUUGGCUUGGCUUAUCCUGUCAAUAUCCGUCAGCUUCCUCAUGCUCCUGGACUGAUGGCUCUGGAACAACUAGCAACUAUAACAACUUUGCACCUGGCAAUCCAAAUACCGAUGUAGGAACUCGUGCUUACAUGUUGACAUCCGGAAAUUCCGCCGGGAAGUGGAUAUCCUCAGAUGGAGAUUAUUCCUACUACAGCUUUUUUUGUGAGGUGCCCAGGGCAGAUUCCUGUGAGCAUACGUACAAUGGCUUCUGCUACUCAGUCAACACAAAUCUACUAGAUGAGCCUGAUGCCCGACAAGUCUGCCAAAGAGUUUCAGGAGACUUGGUGUCAAUUCACUCUCAGGCUGAAAACCUCUUCCUUCAGUCCUUGGUAAAUUCCACAGGAGUAGCAGAGUAUAGGAUCGGAGCAGCAACUGAUGGAGUCGGGAAGUAUUGGGUCGACGGGAGCACGUUUGAUUAUUCCAACUUUGGAUAUUUCAACCCAAACCUAGGAAAAUGUUCAAGCCUGGCAAUGAGUGGGAGUGUGAUUCCAAAGGGGCAAUGGUUGAGCACCAACUGUAAUAAUAAAAUUCCAUUCAUCUGCAAGCAUCCACAGAAUCUGCCCACGCCGACACCAACUGCUUUAGGACAGUGUAAUGGAACUCAGUUCUUGACUGGAAAUGGAUCGUUCUACUCUCCCGGCUACCCCGAUCAAGCCUCCGGCUACCCAACUCCAUGCACCUACAUAAUAACUGAAUCUCAAGGCUCGAUCGCUCAAUUGCAAUUCGAAGUUCUUCACCUUUUCUGGGGUCAGAAUAUGCAGCUCUUCUCUGGAAUCGAUGAAACUCAGCCAUUUGCCAUAGUUGACAUUUAUAGCAAUAAGAUCUAUAACUCUACUACAAAUGUGUUAAAAGUGGUGUUCCACUGCAUCACAAGUAACUACGCAACUUAUUCAUGGGCAGCUAAUUAUGGAACUAAUAUUUCUUAACCGUUACGAAAAUGAAUGAUCAUUCAAGU
This is a messenger RNA of Caenorhabditis elegans, 1748 nucleotides long. RefSeq names its product CUB domain-containing protein (gene clec-43). The record is from RefSeq and is marked reviewed. Bases 1 to 1719 code for a protein of 572 amino acids. Gene Ontology annotation, molecular function: carbohydrate binding. Lineage: Eukaryota; Metazoa; Nematoda; Chromadorea; Rhabditida; Rhabditidae. The transcript has 8 exons.